This is a messenger RNA of Dovyalis caffra, 672 nucleotides long. The record is from the annotation of a GenBank genome assembly. Lineage: Eukaryota; Viridiplantae; Streptophyta; Magnoliopsida; Malpighiales; Salicaceae.
AUGGCUACUUCUUCUCUUGCAAUUUCUCCAAGAAAACUCCGAUCUGAUCUAUACUCCUACUCCUACCAAAACGACUCAAACACUCCACUAGUCAUUUCUGUUCUUGCUUCUCUUAUUGAGAGAACCAUGGCAAGGAAUGAAAGAAUUGUCAAGAACUGUAUAUGGGCUUUAUCUAAAGAUACAAGGACUCGAGUCUUUGAUUGUUAUGAGACACCAGACUUGACAAUUCAAUCUUAUCUUGAGAGAAUUUUUCGAUACACUCGUGCAGGACCUUCAGUUUAUGUCGUUGCCUACGUUUACAUUGAUCGAUUUUGCCAGGCUAAUCCGGGGUUUAGAAUCAAUGCAAGAAAUGUACAUAGGCUUCUUAUUAGUACUAUCAUGGUGGCUUCUAAAUAUGUUGAAGACAUGAAUUACAGGAAUUCUUAUUUUGCCAGAGUUGGGGGAUUGACAACAAAUGAAUUGAACAAGUUGGAGCUUGAAUUCUUGUUCUUGAUGGGUUUCAAAUUGCAUGUGAAUGUUAGUGUUUUUGAGAGCUAUUGUUGUCAUUUAGAAAGGGAAGUAAGCAUUGGAGGUGGAUACCAUAUAGAGAAGACGUUGAGAUGUGCAGAAGAAAUCAAAUCGAGGCAACAAGAAGACAAAAUAUAUAAUCAGAUUGCUCGAAUUAUGCUGUAG